CGAAGGAGGCGGGAUUUGUUAGAAUACGGGUAGGGGAAAAAUAACAGCGAUAGAGUUGAAGACCGGGUGAAUGAUACACUAUUAAACCUAGCUAGUAAAAGUCCUUUUUGGUGCAGAUGGCUUUUUCUGCGGAGCCAGUGUUAUGUUUAAGACACAGCUGAAUAAAGACGUUGAUGUUUCCCCGUGCCUGCUUUAAGCAGCUGAGAGCUGGAACGGUUCAGUAAAGGAGGCUCGGAGGCCGGACUUUGUUGUGGUAGGUAUGGAGGUGGACGCAGGUUUGGGCUCGGCUCUGGACAUGGAGCUGGGGCCCGAGCUGGAGGAGGAACUUGGCGUUUCUCUGGACGAGCUGCGCAGGUGGAUUGAAGAGCAGGUGGACAGCAGUGAGGUCGUGCUGAACAGGAAGGCCCAGUUAGCCGAAAUGCAGAACUGGGUCGAGCAGAAAGAAAAGGACAUGGCCAGUAUGGAUACACUCUGCUCCAACGCCUCAGAGUCUGUAAUACAGUGUGAAGUUCUAGUGAAAGAGCUUUACACUAACAUAGGUCUGGAGUAUCGGGAGAGCAGCUCUGAAGAUGAAGGAGUAGGUGGCGGCAACGCAUCCGAGGUCAUCGAAAUUGAUGACGAUGAAGAUGAUGACGAUGACGACGACGAUGAUGAUGAUGACGACGAUGAUGUUAUUGCCGUGGGCUGUGUGGUUCCACCAAAGAACGUAACACCAGUCAAAGACUCGCUUAUGGAAGCAUCAGCUGCACUUCAGAGAUCCACACAGCAGGUGCAGAACCUGAUGCAGACAGUCAGCAAGCCGACGCCGUCCACGGCCAUCACGCCUACUAAAGGACUGGCCCCUCCCUCUCCGUCCCGGGGCUCCAUGCUGAACAUUCCAGCAGUGUUCAUGUCUUCAGGCCCUGCACACGCACCCACUCAGCCAAAUCCAGCUCUAAAGCAGGAUGUCAUGAGGCUAAACAUGAGCAUUCUGGGUAAAAAACGCACCAAGACCUGGCACCGUGGAACUCUGAUCGCUAUUAACUCAGUGGGCAGCGGCUUUAAGUACAAGGUGAAGUUUGAGAAUAAAGGGAAAAGCCUGCUGUCUGGGAACCAUGUGGCAUUCGACUAUCACCCAACCCUGGAGAGGCUGUACGUUGGUGCUCGUGUUGUUGCCAAAUAUAAAGAUGGCAACCAGGUGUGGCUGUAUGCUGGCAUCGUUGCUGAAAUGCCCAACAGCAAGAAUCGUAUGAGGUUCCUGAUCUUUUUUGAUGAUGGCUAUGCUUCUUACGUAGCCCUGCCAGAUCUCUACCCUGUUUGCAGACCCUUGCAGAAGACGUGGGAGGACAUUGAGGAUGAGUCAUGCAGGGAUUUCAUUGAGGAGUACAUCACGGCAUACCCGAACAGACCCAUGGUGCUGCUGAAGCCGGGUCAGAUCAUCAAAACCGAGUGGGAAGGGACGUGGUGGAGGAGCCGCGUGGAGGAAGUGGACGGCAGCCUUGUCAAAAUGCUCUUCCUGGAUGAUAAGCGGAGUGAGUGGAUCUAUCGUGGCUCGACUCGCCUGGAGCCCAUGUUCAACCUAAAAAUGAGUACAGCCAACAACCAGGAGAAAAAGCUGGCUGGCCAGCAGCGCGUGCGGCCCAACAUGGGAGCUAUGAGGGUUAAAGGCCCUGUGGUGCAGUACACGAAUGAAAACAACUUACUAGCCAACCGCUCCGCAGUCACCCAGCCUACACCACCUCGCCCACAGCUUACUGCUCCCUCCCAGCCCAUCCGCACUGAGACUCAGAUGGCUAAAAAGAGCACGUCCCCGUAUGUUCCUACCGCUCGUCAGAUUGUUACCACCGACCUCCAGCUCAAAACUGUCGGCAUCCUUCCCCAAAACACCAGCUCCAGACUCUUCUUCCUGCAGUCAGGGCCAGUGCAGAACCUGACACCCAUCGCUCCGGCUCCCCAAACCUUGCCACCUGCCAUAACUACCAUGUCUGCCAUAUCUACCAUAUCUCCCUAUGCGAGUGAGCGGAUUCCUCAGGAGCCGUCCUAUCAGGCCCCUAAUGAUCGCCUCUUCUAUAUGACACACAUCUGCACACCCGAGUGUCUGAAGCGCAUCCGGCCCACGCGACCCAAUCUCCACCGGGGACGAAACCCACUCCUCACCCCGCUGUUGUACGAGUUCCGCCGCAUGACCGCACGCCGCCGCCUCAACCGCAAGAUGUCUUUUCAUGUGAUCUACAAGUCCCCAUGUGGCCUGAGCCUGAGGAACAUGGCGGAGAUUCAACGCUACCUCUUCCAAACACACUGUGACUUCAUCUUCCUGGAAAUGUUCUGUCUGGACCCGUAUGUCCUGGUGGACCGCCGCUUCCAGCCACAGAGGCCCUUCUACUUCAUCCGGGACAUCACAGGUGGACGUGAGGACAUUCCACUGUCCUGCGUCAAUGAGAUUGAUAACACUCCCCCACCCAGCGUGGCUUACAGCAAAGAGCGCAUCCCUGAGGACGGAGUCUUCAUCAACACCAGCCUCGAAUUCCUGGUGGGCUGUGACUGCACUGACGGCUGCCAGGACAAGUCGAAGUGUUCAUGCCACCAGCUGACCCUGCAGGCCACAGGGUGUACUCCCGGUGGACAGAUCAAUCCCAAUGCUGGCUACAAUUACAAGAGACUGGAUGAGUGCUUACCUACUGGGAUAUACGAGUGUAACAAGCAGUGUCGCUGUAAUCCUCAGAUGUGCACUAAUCGCUUGGUGCAGCACGGCCUCCAAGUGCGCCUGCAGCUCUUUAAGACCCAGAACAAGGGCUGGGGCAUCCGCUGCCUCGAUGAUGUGGCCAAAGGCUCUUUUGUCUGUAUCUAUGCAGGGAAAAUCCUUACAGACGACUUUGCGGACAAGGAGGGUUUGGAGAUGGGUGAUGAGUACUUUGCUAACCUGGACCAUAUCGAGAGCGUGGAGAACUUUAAGGAGGGCUACGAGAGUGAGGCGCACUGCUCGGACAGUGAGGGCAGCGGUGUAGACAUGAGUCGGGUCAAAAUGUCUUCAUCCCAGCAGGGCAAAAAUGGCCCCAAGACAGAGGACCGCAAUGUCAGCAGCAAAGGCCAAGAUUCUUCUGAUGAGGGUGAGAGCGAUGAUGACAAAGAUGAGUCAAACGGUGAUGAGAGCGAUAGCUCGGAUGACACCUUCGUUAAGGACACUUACUUUUCCUCCAGCUCAGUGUGGAGGAGCUACACGACUCGCCGACAGGCCAAAGGCAUGAAGGAAGAGAGUCAGGACAGUAAGGAUGGACUGAGCAUGUCAGCUGGAGGAACAGAGGACAGGAAGCCGCCCCCUGUGCCAGAGGAGUGUGGGAAGAGUAAAGUGGCCUCAUGGCUGACCAGCCAGUCCUCCUCCACUGGACCACCGAAUGUCAAAAUAGAGGGAGGAAUGAAGACGGAGAAGAAGGUGAGAGGAUAUCAGCCACAUCUCUGUUUCUCUCUACCCACUCUUCCUUCCCUCUCUCCAUCUCUCUCAUAUAUUCUCUUGUUUUCACCCCUCUUGCAGGAAGUGAUGACCCUCUCUGACAGUGACGAUGUGCAAACUAUCAGCUCUGGCUCCGAUGACAACAAAGAGCGUGAAAAGAAGACUCAGGCGGUGGUGAAGAGGCAGGUGGCAGUGAAAUCGACACGAGGCAUUGCUUUAAAGUCCUCGCACAGCAUGAUGGUGAAAACAGGAGGUGGUGGAACUGGGGGCUCGGCAGCCCAUCAGGGCCAUGGAGGCGGUGCCGGAGACAGUGGUUCCAAAAGCACACGGCAGUUCUUUGAUGGGGAGGAGUCUUGUUACAUCAUUGAUGCCAAGCUGGAGGGAAACCUUGGACGCUACCUCAACCAUAGCUGCAGUCCUAACCUGUUUGUCCAGAAUGUGUUUGUGGACACACAUGACUUGCGAUUUCCAUGGGUGGCCUUCUUCGCCAGCAAGAGAAUCCGUGCAGGGACGGAGCUGACAUGGGAUUAUAACUAUGAGGUUGGGAGCGUGGAAGGAAAAGAGCUGCUCUGCUGCUGUGGCUCCACUGAGUGCCGAGGACGACUGCUCUAACACACACACACACACACACACACACACACUUACUGAUUAUUUACAGUCAGACCCACAUGUAGUCUCUGCGUGUGCUGUUUUUAGGAAGCUAAAUAUUUGUUAUUUGAGGACAUGGAGUGAACUGAUUGUGAAUGAAAUAUGAAUAUGAAACUCUAUCCUUCCUUCAUUAAGUUCUGCCUUAAUCCAAAAAAGGCCACACUAAGUUGUGCGUAUGUAAUGUAAUUAUUUCCUGCAUUUCAUAAAUUUCUAUGAAAAGCCUCUUCUCCAAGCUUUUCUCUCUUCUCCCUGAUCUCUUUUAGCUUAUGAAUUAGUGCUAAAUGAAUUGAACUUUUACUUGUUGUGUUUUCUUUGCUUCACAAUUUUUAUAACCCGCCAUAUUUUGUGUUGUCUGUAUAUUCUGUAUUUGUCGUGUUUAAGGACAGACCAAACUGUACUGCGCCGCAUAAUAAAUUUUUUUCAUAAGCAACCUGCCAUUUGCACACACACACCCCCGAUCAGCCAUAACAUUAAAACCCAGACAGAUGAGGUGAAUAACAUUGAUUAUCUUGUUACAGUUGCACCUGUGACAUGGUGGGAUAUAUUAGGCAGCAAGUGAACAGUCAGUUCUCAAAGUUGUUGUGUUGGCAGCAGGAAAAAUGGGCAAGCAUAAGGAUCUGAGCGACUUUGACAAGGGCCUAAUUGUAAUGGCUAGACGACUGGGUCAGGUCUUGUGGGGUGUUGCCGGUAUGCAGUGGUUAGUACCUACCAAAAGUCGUCCAAGGAAGGACAACCAGUGAACCAGCGACAGGGUCAUAGGCGCACAAGGCUCAUUGAUGCAUGUGGGGAGCAAAGGCGAUGGACCUGUCUGGUCCGAUCUCACAGAAGAGCUACUGUAGCACAAAUUGCUGAAGAGGUUAAUGCUGGCUGUGAUAGAAAGGUGUCAGAACACACUGGGCUGUGUAGCUGCAGACUGGUCAGAGUGCUCAUGCUGACCUCUGUCCACCGUCAAAAGCACUUACAAUGGGCACGUGAGCAUCAGAACUGGACCAAAGAGCAAUGGAAGAAGGUGGCCUGGUCUGAUAAAUCACAUUUUCUUUUACAUCAUGUGGAUGGCUGAGUGGGUGUGCAUCACUUGGGAAAGAAAUGACACCAAGAUGCACUAUGGGAAGAAGACAAGCUGGCAGAGGUAGUGUGAUGCUCUGUUCAGUGUUCUGCUGGGAAAGCUUGGGGCCUGGCAUUCAUGUGGAUGUUACUUUGAUAUGUACCACCUACCUAAACAUUGUUACAGAACAAGUACACCCCUUCAUGGCAACCGUAUUCCCAAAUGGCAGUGGCCUCUUUCAGCAGGAUAAUGCGGCCUGCCACACUGAAAAAAAUGUUCAGGAAUGGUUUGAGGAACAUGACAAAGAAUUCAUGGUGUUGACUUGGGCUCCAAAUUCCCCAGAUCUCAAUCAGAUCGAGCAUUUGUGGGAUGUGCUGGACAAAUAAGUCCGAUCCAUGGAGGCCCCACCUAACAACUUCAGGACUUCAAGGCUCUGCUGCUAACGUCUUGAUGCCACAGAUCAAGAGUUGUUUUGGUGGCACAAUGGGACCCUACACAAUAUUAAGCAGGUGGUUUUAAUGUUAUGGCUGCUCUGUGUGAUCUGUGUGUGUUUGGGUGUGUAUCUAUCUAUCUAAUAUAUAUAUAGACAGGGGACACCCUAGACAGGGUGCCAACCCAUCACAGGGCACAAUCGCACACACACUCACAUACCCAUUCACACACUACAGACAAUUUGGAAAUGCCAAUCAGCCUACAACGCAUGUUGACUGGGGGAGGAAACCCCCGGAGCAUGAGGAGAACAUGUAAACUCUGCGCACACAACAGUGCUAACAACUAAUCCACCAUGCCCCCCAUGGUAAAAAGUCAUUAAACAUUACACUUCACACUGUCAACUGCUGUCAACUGUCAAGGAUUUGAACUGUACUAGCCAAGAGAAAUGUAACAUACAAUGUUUAUCAUACAAACCAGCAUGUUAUAUUAAUUGACUUGUUCAGUUGUGAUCAAUGCCAAUAACUGAGCCAGCAAGAUUUUAUUUCGUAUAAAUUGUAUAAUAGACCUUGAAGUAAUUGUCCACUAAUUUGGCAGUUAAGUGCAUAGAGAAGUUCAAGUUUUUAAGCCUAACCUAGACUGAGAUUGAUAGCUACAUUCAAUCAGAGGACAAAUUAAAGGAAAAGUUUGUAUGAUGUGAGAGGCAUUUAUUUUGCUGCCAUGGUUUGGGUUCACUUGUCUUCCUAGAGGGAAGCAUCACUGCAAAUCAGUACAACUUCUUCUGACUGAGGGGAAUGGUCUCUACUAGGAGGACUCCGCCCCCAUCCCCAGGGUACAGGGACUCACUGAAUGGUUUGAUGAGUAUGAAAAUGUUGUACAUCAGAUGCUAUAACUUUCACCAUCACCAGAUCUAAACCCAGUUGAACACCUGUGGGAGAUUUUGGACCAACGUGUUCGACAGUGCUUGCUACCAUCAGCCUCAAAACACCGAUGAUGCAGUGGCUGAAAGCAGCGGGAACACAAAAAUGAAAAGAAAAAAAGUCAAAAGUCAUGAGUUAUUUUUUAUUUAAAUUCUAGAAAGUAUAACUGGCAUGGACAUUUACAGUAAUUGGCUACUUUUUCUUGUAGAUUUACCAGGCUAACAUGAUCGCUAAUAUGAGAUUCAUGAUCGGUGUCUGCCAUCCAUGAGCAUCAGCUCUCAAAAUGUACUGGUACAAAGAGAAAGAGCUGCAGACCACUUCUAUAUAUGAGUACAUGCUCAUGUGAGAAUUUAAUAAUACAUAUCCAUCAUCUAUGUAUAAUUCUAUGCUACGUACAUUGGACACUCAUUUGCGAGAGUUAGCAAAACAUUUGGCUCAUAAGAAGAAUGUUACAAUAAGGAAACUAUAGCACAGCAGUGGCAUCAGUACUAGCUAGGCAGAUUCAAUGCGCCGUGUGCUCGUACAGUUUCUCAGACCCACAGAGUCUCUCUCUGUCAGCAGUUCAUUGGUCACCUACAGGCUUGUAUGAGUUCAUGUCAGAGAGCAUAAUGUCCAGAUUGCAGAAAUAGUUUCAGUCAGGGGAGCAUUCGAGCUAGCAGACUAACAUGCUCACGAACAUGUCUACGUGCCUUACUGAACUCAGGUCUCAGAUGAACACAAACAUGCCAGCAUUGCUGUGUGAAAGAGCACUCAUGGAGCCGCAGGUUGCACAUCACGAUCCAAACCCACGCAGCUAGUUUAGAGCCAGAUCAGCAGCACUUGCCAGCUCAAAGAGCCUGAUCCUACAGAGGACACUACUGAGGAUGAACAUGGAGGAAAAAGUUACCUACCUCUGCUGUAAACAUUGCGUCCUCCAUCCAUGUUUAAGCUAUAAGAAGCUUCCAUACCAUGCUGUGCGCUCCUGAGUUUCAGAAUCAAUGAAACAGUUUUUGCUUUAACUAUGGAAGUGUGAAGUGGCUCAGUAGCUAAAGCUUUGAGCUACUGAUAUGAAGGUAGUGAGCUGAAAUUCCAGCACUGCCACAGAUGGGCCCUGGAGCAAAGACCCUUAAUUUUCAACUGGUGCUAGUUGUAUCCUAUCUUGAGUGUAAGUUGCUUCGGAUAAAUGCAAAUGAGCAGUGUCUGUAAUGGUAUUUCUUAUAUUGGUAUAUUCUGGGGAUUUGGUUUUGUUACUUUGCACUUGCCCUGGUUAACUCUGUAAUAGCCCGACUAUUUUCCUGUUUCUGCUUUUUGAUUCUGCCUUGCUCUUUUUUGUCCAUCCAUCCGCUGUACCGCUUAUCCUACAGAGGCUCACGGGGGACCCUGGAGCCUAUCCCUGUGGGCUCAGGGCACAAGGUGGGGUACCACUCCAUCACAGGGCACAAUCACACACACCCAUUCAUACACUACAGACAGUUUGGAAAUGCCAGUCAGCCUACAACGCAUGUCUUUGGACUGGGAGAGGAAACCGGAGCACCCGGAGGAAACCCCCGAAGCACAGGGAGAGCAAGCAGACUCCACGCAAACAGGGCACAGGAGGGAUUUGAUCCCCCAACCGCAGCGGUCUGAGGCAAACACGCUAACCGCUAAGCCAGUCUUUUUGUGUGUGUGUUUUUUUAUAUCUGUACCUCCUUCUUUAAUAAACUCUAUCUGACACUCAGAUCUUGCAAGUCUGUGCCAUGACAGCAUAACAACAUAACAAAUGAAUUCAAAAAUUGAUUGUAAGGAGAUUUGUACACAUUGUUAGCAUGAAAGAGUCAAUUAAGACUAUCUCUCUUAUGUAGAGGAUGUGAGCCAGCACUCUUUUGAUGAUCGUCACUGAUAAUCAUGUCGCAUACUUCAAUACAUCAAAGUACCACUAGUGGUAGAUUUGAGGAAAACUGGUAAGCCACCAGAGCAAGCACAGAGAGGACCUAUUCUGUCUGUGUUCUGAUAUACCUGUCUAGUUACAUUUUAUGCCAGUGGUGUGUGAUACCACACCCACUCUUUUGUAUUGAAAAGAUUUCUUGGUGAUUUGUACAUUAUUUGGUCACAGAAGUCUUUUCCAACUAGACACAGAACAGAAAUGGUAUCUUCUUUGUCGAAGCAGAUCCAGUGUCCUGUUUGCUUGUGCAAUUUAGUGAUCCAGUGAUUUUGCCAUGUGAGCAUUCUUUUUGUAAGAUCUCUAUCAUAGGCCACAUGCAAGCAUGUGCCAUAGGAAACCAGUGUCCUGAGUGUUGGCAGCUAAAAGUUUAAGCAAACUGAUCUACGACCCAAAAAGAUUCUAAGGAAUGUUAUCUAAGCCAUCUGAGGUCAGAACAAAACAUGACAAUCCAAAGACAGCAUGACAUCAGUAAAUUGUUCUGCCCUGAGCAUGAGGAGUUUCUGAAGCUUUUCUAUAGAGAUGGAAAUGAGCAUCAAGGGCACAAUUCAAACCUAUUAAUGAAGUGGCAAUGAUUAAGAAGGUAGGUAUCUUUCACUAUGUUUUGGAUUAUCAUGUCCACAGUUCCCUUGACCCCACAGUGACCCCACCUCCCAUCCAAUGUACAUUAAGUCCCACCCCAACAAUGUACACCGGCCAGGGGAGGUCAUUUACCUAGCUAGCUAAUGUUAUGUAGCCUUAUUCUACUACCUAGUUAGUCACACACACACACACAAAACACUGUCACACCAAAUAACUUACUGAUUUGUUGAUGCACAAAUGGAGUGAACAAUUGUGCAGCAAUUUUGCAGCAAGUAACUGAACAAGUCACCAUACAUAUAGUUGAAUUGUAUGAGAUCAUGAAAUUGCAAUGUGUGCACAGGAUGCAUGGUAUUUUAUCAUGAUUAUAAUUGCCUAUUUUGAUUUGUACAAUUAAAAUUAUGGCACUGUUUUUGUUAAUUUGACAUGCUCUAAGUACUCGUCUGAUACUGUUACAGCUCAAGUAGUUUUUAGUUCGUCAAGUAGUGUGUAACUUGUACAUUUCAUAUAAAGUCUGUUAAGUUUCAAGUAUUCU
Messenger RNA from Pangasianodon hypophthalmus (striped catfish), 9480 nucleotides. RefSeq names its product SET domain bifurcated histone lysine methyltransferase 1b (gene setdb1b). Gene Ontology annotation, molecular function: DNA binding; protein binding; histone H3K9 methyltransferase activity. The transcript is spliced from 21 exons. Lineage: Eukaryota; Metazoa; Chordata; Actinopteri; Siluriformes; Pangasiidae. Gene Ontology annotation, biological process: negative regulation of gene expression; heterochromatin organization. Gene Ontology annotation, cellular component: nucleus. The record is from RefSeq and is a predicted model, not a curated record. The coding region runs from base 260 to 4039 and encodes 1259 amino acids.